AAAAAAUUGUUGGGCUGUAAUCUGCAGUGACGCCACUAAUCCCUGAGCUACAAAAAUCACAGCUCGCCGUCCCCGUCCAGCACACGGACGCCCAACGCGCCACAUUCGCCAGCCGCCUCACCCCUGAAACAGACUGAACCGAGUGUGACGAUCGGCAGACAUGGCUGUCGUUAGUGGAACUUACCGCAUGGUGUCCGAGGAGGAGCAGGCACUCCGGGCCAAGCUGGAGCGCCUCACCGUCAAGGACCACGGGCCGGUGUUCGGACCCAGCCCCAGCCUGCCGGACCACACCCGGCAGAAGGCCAAAGACGAGCUGAACGAGACAGACGAGCAGCGCGUUUCUGCGGUCAAGGAGCUGCGGGGGAUGAUCAAGGAGAAGGCGGAUGCGGGUGACGAGCUGGCCAAGGGGGUUCAGGACACUUUUGGGGAGAAGCCCGACAGCCUGCUGGUCCGCUUCAUCCGGGCCAGGAAGUACGAUGUUCCCAGAUCCUUCGAGCUCAUGAAGGGUUAUGUCCGAUUCAGGAAAGAAUACCCCGAGCUGUUUGAGAACCUGACGCCCGAGGCGGUGCGCAGCACCAUCGAGGCGGGCUACCCCGGCAUCCUCCAGAGCCGAGACAAGUACGGUCGCGUGGUUCUGCUCUUCAACAUCGAGAACUGGGACUACGAGGAGAUCACCUUCGACGAGAUCCUGCGGGCCUACUGCGUGAUUCUGGAGAAGCUUCUGGAGAACGAGGAGACCCAGAUCAAUGGCUUCUGCAUCAUCGAGAACUUUAAGGGCUUCACCAUGCAGCAGGCGUCGGGCAUCAAACCCACCGAGCUCAAGAAGAUGGUGGACAUGUUGCAGGACUCGUUCCCGGCCCGUUUCAAAGCUGUGCACUUCAUCCACCAGCCGUGGUACUUUACCACCACUUACAAUGUGGUCAAGCCCCUCAUGAAGAGCAAGCUUCUAGAGAGGGUGUUUGUGCACGGCGACGAGCUGGAGAACUAUUAUAAGGAGUUUGACGCUGACAUCCUCCCUGCGGAGUUUGACGGGAAAUCGGCCAAAUACGACGGCAAAGCAACGGCGUCCAAGUUGUUCGACUAAAAGCCAGAGUCGCAUUUACACUCCAUGCACUGCUGAGUGGACCUUUUUUUUUGUGGGGGGAGGGGGGUCCACACAAAGCCCACACAACCUUGAUGUUACGUUUUUAAGAUAAAAAUGAAAGGAAAUAUUGAACCUUAAGGCCCUGGCACCUUCUUUUAAUAGUGAAUCCUCAAAAUUUGAUGCCAUGCUCUGCCCACAUUCGACGGCAUAGGAAAAAAAAAAAAAAAAAGCUUGGUCGAUUUAGUAAUGGCUGCUUCAAACCAAACAUGGCAGACAUCCUGUUCCAUUUCAGGCAUGGGUCCUUGAGACUUUUCCAUGCGUCCUAUCCUGAUAGACAUGUCCACCAAAUUUUGUGUUGAUUGGUGAAACUGAUGUUAGGGGCUACAUUUUUUCCAACUUUCCAUGAUAUGGAAUUCGGCCCCAAAAUGGCCAACUUACUGUUCCAUUUCAUGCGAGGGGCCGUUAGACUUUUUCUUGUGUCCCUGAUUGGUGCAACUUGUAUCGGGUUGAUUUUUUUCUUAACUUUUCAGGCCCCUUUUUCACCGAUUUCGCCCCCCAAAAUGGCUGCUCAAGCCAAAAUGGAAGGCUUCCUGUUUCAUUUACAGAAUGGGUCGGUGACACUUUUUUAGGCAUCCGGUUAAAAGACAUGUCCACCAAAUUUUGUGUUGAUCUGUGAAACUGGUGUCGGGGGCUAUAUUUUUUCCUUUCCGGGACCCUUGUUCAUGGAAUUCACCCAAAAUGACUGCUCCUAACCAAAAUAAAUGACUUCCUGCCCAAUUGCGGUCAUGGGUCCUUGAGACUUCUUCGUGUGUCCUAUCCUGAUAUACAGUACAUGUCCAUUCAAUCCCGUGUCAAGAGGCGAAACUGAUGUCAGGGGUUAUGUUUUUUCUGAGUCUCCAGGCCCAUUCGUCAUGGAAAGACAGCUUUUCAUUUGUCGGACGAGGGUGUUUAAUUACUCAACUGCAGAUGUGGAAGCCAUCCGUGUCGUCAUAUCUCCUUGAAACAUGUUCGUGGGCUUUGUUGGGACCCAGGUUGAACCACCAAACAGUUACUGUUAAAGCAGCAAGUCCGUCCCCCCUUCCAUCCAUCCUUGUCCUUUAUUGCCUGCUGUUUACCACUAUGAAGUGUUUCCUAUUGUGCUACCUGCUGUACCAACACUGUCAUUUGAUUGUACAAUAAAGUGUAUACAAACUUAAA
Phycodurus eques (leafy seadragon) is the source of this 2281-nucleotide messenger RNA. It is a transcript of the gene rlbp1b, whose product is annotated as retinaldehyde binding protein 1b. Bases 161 to 1084 code for a protein of 307 amino acids. The transcript is spliced from 8 exons. Gene Ontology annotation, cellular component: membrane. Gene Ontology annotation, molecular function: phosphatidylinositol bisphosphate binding. The record is from RefSeq and is a predicted model, not a curated record. Lineage: Eukaryota; Metazoa; Chordata; Actinopteri; Syngnathiformes; Syngnathidae.